AUGGCCAACGAUCAGAUCAACCUGCCAUCGCUGGUGGUGAUACUCGUCCUGUCGGGUCUGAUCGUACGGUACCUAUUCUUCUCGUCGCCGCCCGGGAACCAGCAGCCGCGCGACUCUCUCUCGCAGAUGAGGCAGCGCGAGGCCGCCGUCGAGAGGAUACAGCAGAUGUUCCCGCAGGUGGACCGGAGGACCAUCCUAUGGGACCUACAGCGCAACGGGGGCAGCAUCGCGGCUACGACGGAGAAGAUACUCUCCGGGAGGAUGGAGACGCCACCGAUCACCUUCCAGCCCCCGCCCCCACCGGGCUCCAACGGAGCGUCGUCGUCAGCAUCGCAGCCAGGCUCCCGGAAACCAGCGGAAAAGCCGGCGCAACCGAAUUUGAUCCAGAGGUACAACCUGGAAGACAAGGUCAAGCAGCAGCAGCAGGGGGGGGAUGAGUCAUCUGGGGACGCAGCCGGCAAGAAGGCAUGGAGCAAUAGCAAGGACGAGCGGCAGUCGCUGCUGCAGAAGAGACGGGACGAGAUGAUCCUGGCUGCGAGACGGAAGAUGGAGGCCAAGAUCGCGGCCGAGAAGGCCGCGUCGGCGACCGGGUCCCAGUAG
Diaporthe citri is the source of this 600-nucleotide messenger RNA. RefSeq lists its product as uncharacterized. The record is from RefSeq and is a predicted model, not a curated record. Gene Ontology annotation, molecular function: ubiquitin binding. The coding region runs from base 1 to 600 and encodes 199 amino acids. The transcript is spliced from 2 exons. NCBI's taxonomy places the organism in Eukaryota, Fungi, Ascomycota, Sordariomycetes, Diaporthales, Diaporthaceae.